Micropterus dolomieu (smallmouth bass) is the source of this 2248-nucleotide messenger RNA. It is a transcript of the gene dnajb12b, whose product is annotated as DnaJ heat shock protein family (Hsp40) member B12b. Gene Ontology annotation, molecular function: Hsp70 protein binding. The transcript has 9 exons. Gene Ontology annotation, cellular component: endoplasmic reticulum membrane. Bases 175 to 1281 code for a protein of 368 amino acids. The record is from RefSeq and is a predicted model, not a curated record. Gene Ontology annotation, biological process: cellular response to misfolded protein. Lineage: Eukaryota; Metazoa; Chordata; Actinopteri; Centrarchiformes; Centrarchidae.
CUCAUACCGUGCAAACAGCACUAACCCAUUUUUUAAAAAACGUCUCCAGACACCAGCAGCAAAGACGAUGUCCCGCUGACAUUUUAAGUCACAAGACGCACUCAGCAUCCCCAUGACGUCAUCAGCAGGCGCCUUUAUUUACUUCUGGUCCAGUUAGCCGAGCUGUCCGCUGCAAUGGAAGUAAACAGGGACGAAGCGGAGCGCUGCAUUGACAUUGCAACUGCGUUGUUAACCAACGACCAGCCAGAGAAGGCGCAGAGGUUCCUGGAGAAGGCGCAGAGACUCUUCCCGACAGAGAAAGCCAAAGUUCUGCUGGAGCUAAUAGCAAAGAAUGGAUUUAUACCUAGACACGACGGACACUCAGACUUCAGUGGGGUCUCGGGGCCACGACAGCGGCAGACCAAGAGUGAGGAUACCAGACCUGAAGAAAAACCUUCAGACGCCUCUAAAUCCUACACGGCAGAUCAGCUAGAUGCUGUGAGGAGGAUAAAACAAUGUAAAGACUUCUAUGAAAUUCUUGGGGUCCAGGCAGAUGCCUCUGAGGAUGAACUCAAAAGAUCAUAUAGAAAACUUGCUUUGAAAUUCCAUCCAGACAAGAAUCAUGCUCCAGGUGCUACAGAGGCAUUUAAAGCUAUUGGGAAUGCGUAUGCUGUUCUGAGUAAUACUAACAAAAGAAGACAGUACGAUCAAUGUGGAGAAGAGAGGAGGCAUCCUUCAAGACACAGCCCAGACAAUGAAAACUUCGAGCCCGAUAUUUCGCCUGAAGACCUCUUUAAUAUGUUCUUUGGUGGAGGCUACCCGUCAAGUAAUGCUAAUGUGUACACUAACGGGCGGAUGCGUUACCAAAGGCGAGAGAGAAGGGAGCAACAGCGAGAUGGAGGCCUCGCUCUCUUCGUACAGGUCAUGCCCAUCCUCAUCCUGGUGAUUGUGUCAGCCCUCAGUCAGAUCAUGGUCAACAGCCCCCCCUACAGCCUCAGCUUCAGGCCGUCAGCAGGUUACACACAGAAGAGGCUGACGGAGAACCUGAAGGUGCCAUAUUAUGUGGGGGAGCAGUUCUCCAAGGAGUUCACUGGAGUGAAUCUGAAGAAUUUGGAGCAGACAGUGGAGGAUGAUUAUAUUUCCAACCUUCGCAACAGUUGCUGGAAGGAGAAACAACAAAAGGAAGGCAUGCUGUACAGGGCUCGCUAUUUUGGAGACAAUGAUCUGUACCAAAGAGCACAGAGGGCUCGCACACCAAGCUGCGUCAAGCUGUCCGAGAUCACAGCUUCAUUACAUGGUUGAGGCUGCAUUUCAUAAUUAAAAGUUUCCAUACUCAACACAAACAAUUAUUGGCUGUAAAUAAAUGAGCUUUAACAAUCUGGAGACUGAAGAUGACUCAACAAGCAACACAAACAAACCAGCACCGAUCUGCAUCAAACUGGUUGAAACCAUCUCUGUGGAAUUUUAGUAUCUGAAAUUUAAACAUAAUGUUAAUAUAAUGUUUUGAAAUGGAAAAGCCACUUAAAAUCGCUUGUCUUCCUGACAAGAUUGGGGUUCGGAAAACCACCAAGCCACAGUUUUGACUGGGAGCCAUGAAGCUGGCUGAGGUCACUUCAUGUUUUUUUGCAAGAAACUGGUAUGAAACCAGAAUGUUGUGAGUGUUAUAUAAUAGUACGGAUGUUAUUUAUGUAGCAGUUGACUAGAUACCACAGUGAACGCUUCCUCUUUUCAUUUUAUGCAGUCAGAUCAGUGGUGGACACGAGUUUUAGGGGGAUUUGCUGAUGUGAUUUCAAAUGCACAUUCUGAAACUAUGCAGGAAUACUGUGAAACCUCUGAUGAAUAUACACUCAUGUCCAGGGUUUAUCAGACAGUUGAACAACUGAGAUUUGUCUUCUGCUGUGUCUGUGUGUGUGUGUGUGAGAGAGAGAUAACAAUUAGGAAAUGUCCCUUCACACUUUGCCUCCUUUAAUCGUAUUAAAGAUAGACUUACAUAGUGUAACUUGACGGCACUUAGAAUAAGAGAGACGUGCCUACCCACAAAGUGGGACUUUAACAGGUUCUAGUUUUGGAGCAUAAUGUCUCUGAUGAAAAUCAUCUUUUGGGAAAAAGCAAUUAUUUGUCACACUUUUUAAGUUUAUAGUAUGCUAUUUAUUUUUUGUAUUAUUUAUUUUAAAAAUGGAUUGUCAGACUAAGAAAACACUACAGCUCUUGCUCACUUUUUUCCACCUUGUUUUUACUCCCAGAUGAAAAUAAAUAUGGAUGCUUAAAA